Molecule: messenger RNA, 2422 nt
Organism: Leptonychotes weddellii (Weddell seal)
Lineage: Eukaryota; Metazoa; Chordata; Mammalia; Carnivora; Phocidae
Gene: TOM1
Product: target of myb1 membrane trafficking protein
Biological process (GO): signal transduction
Cellular component (GO): endosome; membrane
Molecular function (GO): phosphatidylinositol binding; ubiquitin binding; clathrin binding
Source: RefSeq, a predicted model, not a curated record
AGUGAGGUCAUCGCCCUCCGACUCCGGGCACCCGACCCUCCACGUCAGGGGUGGGGCCUGUGGCCGCGCUCGACUCCCUACGCCCCGCCUCCACGGACGCCUCCUCGCGGACCUUCCGGCACGUCACGUGACAGGUCGGCGUUGCUGGCGGUUGCUGUCAGCUGAUUCCCCGGGUUGGUGGCUGGGGCAGCCGCGGCGAUGGACUUUCUCCUGGGAAAUCCUUUCAGCUCUCCGGUGGGACAGCGCAUCGAGAAGGCGACAGAUGGCUCCCUGCAGAGCGAGGACUGGGCCCUCAACAUGGAGAUCUGCGACAUCAUCAACGAGACGGAGGAAGGUCCCAAAGAUGCCUUCCGAGCAGUGAAGAAGAGAAUCGUAGGGAAUAAGAACUUCCACGAGGUGAUGCUGGCUCUCACGGUUUUAGAAACCUGCGUCAAGAACUGCGGGCACCGCUUCCACCUGCUGGUAGCCAGCCAGGACUUCGUGGAGGGUGUGCUGGUGAGGACCAUCCUGCCCAAGAACAACCCGCCCACCAUCGUGCACGACAAGGUGCUCCACCUCAUCCAGUCCUGGGCUGACGCGUUCCGCAGCUCGCCCGACUUGACAGGUGUGGUGGCCGUCUAUGAGGACCUGCGGAGGAAGGGCCUCGAAUUCCCGAUGACCGACUUGGACAUGCUGUCACCCAUCCACACGCCCCAGAGGACCGUGUUCAGCUCAGAGGCGCCAUCAGGGCCGAAUUCAGUGGGCACGGACGCCAGCCAUGGAGGAGACUCCACCCCGCACACCACCCCUCUGCCUGUGCCGGCCACACUCCCCAGUGACACACCCAUCACACCCACCCCUGAGCAGAUCGCGAAGCUGCGCAGCGAGCUCGAGAUGGUGAGUGGGAACGUGAGGGUGAUGUCGGAGAUGCUGACGGAGCUGGUGCCCACCCAGGCAGAGCCUGCAGACCUGGAGCUGCUACAGGAGCUCAACCGGACGUGCCGAGCCAUGCAGCAGCGGGUCCUGGAGCUCAUCCCCCGAAUCGCCAAUGAGCAGCUCACCGAGGAGCUGCUCAUCGUCAAUGACAACCUCAACAAUGUGUUCCUGCGCCAUGAACGGUUUGAACGGUUCCGAACAGGCCAGACCGGCAAGGCCCCACGAGAGGUCGAGGUGGCAGCUGACCUGAUCGACAUGGGCCCUGACCAGGCGGCCACCGGCAGCCUCUCGUCCCAGCUGGCGGGAAUGAACCUGGGCUCCAGCAGCGUGAGGGCUGGCCUGCAGUCUCUGGAGGCCUCUGGCCAACUGGAAGGCGAGUUUGACAUGUUUGCGCUGACCCGGGGCAGCUCUCUGGCUGACCAACGGAAAGAGGUGAAAUACGAAGCCCCCCAAGCAGCAGAUAGUCUGGCGGGAGCCCUGGAUGCCCGACAGCAGAACACUGGAGCGAUCCCUGUCACCCAGGCCUGCCUCAUGGAGGACAUCGAGCAGUGGCUGUCCACGGACGUGGGGAAUGACGCAGAGGAGCCCAAGGGCGUCACCAGCGAAGAAUUUGACAAGUUCCUGGAAGAACGGGCCAAAGCAGCUGAUCGGUUGCCUAACCUCUCCAGUCCCUCGGCCGAGGGGCCCCCGGGGCCCCCUCGUGGCACUGCCCCUCGAAAGAAGACCCAAGAGAAAGAUGAGGACAAGCUGUUUGCCUUAUGAGCGUGGGGCCUGGCGCCUGCAGCUCAAGCCCCUGCUGCUCCCGCACCUCUUGGCCGGGGCUUCUUUCCCUCGUUCGGUGUUAAGGCUGCUUUGAGGAUGGCUUGUUAUCCCCUUCUCUCCUCAAGUAUGGGCUGACCCAGCUGUGGCUGGGCCACGCUGCCUGGGCUGUGGAGAGGCAGCUGGAUGAACUGGGGUAACGGGUCAGUUCCACGUUGGAAUCUCGGCCGACUCCUGCCUCCUUCCCUACCCCGACCGACCACUACUUUGCUGAGAAGUGGGAGGUCCUGUGACAGGCCGACUGCUUGGUCGCCCCGGUGUGACUCCUUGCCCUGGGUGAUCCCCUCCCUGGACCCAUCCCCAGAGGGGCCCACACUGUCAGCCGAGGCUUCGGCUGGGGGCUGGGGACAGCAGAAGCUUCUGUCACAGGCCCUGGGCCAUUCCCCGGCACCCGCCUCGUGGAGCCCAAGGGCUCUGGCUAGCUGUUGAGGGGGCUGCCAAGCUGCACGCUGUCCAGGUACGAAGCUGCAUAUGGUGGGGGUGAGACCUCCCCAGGCCGCAAAGGGGAGGCGUCUGGGGCUGCCUGGAGCACCUGUGACCCCCACGACCUCCACUGCCUUUUCCUGCAACCUUCCUCUCUUCCUCCCGGGCAGGGCUCCACCGGGCACUGGGCCCACCCACCUGUUGAUCGAUCCUCGUACUGGGAGAGGUGCCUUUUGUAUCCCCAAUUAAAGGUAGAAAAGCACCC